This is a messenger RNA of Drosophila innubila, 1990 nucleotides long. RefSeq names its product syntaxin-5 (gene Syx5). Gene Ontology annotation, molecular function: SNAP receptor activity; SNARE binding. Bases 357 to 1778 code for a protein of 473 amino acids. NCBI's taxonomy places the organism in Eukaryota, Metazoa, Arthropoda, Insecta, Diptera, Drosophilidae. Gene Ontology annotation, cellular component: Golgi membrane; endomembrane system; SNARE complex. The record is from RefSeq and is a predicted model, not a curated record. Gene Ontology annotation, biological process: vesicle fusion; endoplasmic reticulum to Golgi vesicle-mediated transport; intracellular protein transport. The transcript is spliced from 2 exons.
CUGUCAUCUGGAAAUGGUUUGGCAGUGUCUGUGUGUGUGCGUGAGUUUUCUUUUGGCAAAAUAUUCAGCAUUUUAUAAAAAAAUUCGCCAAAUUACACUGAAAAUGUACAACAACAAUUGAAAGAAAUACAUUCAAAGUAAACACCAAAUUAAGCUUAAAGCUCCAAUAUACAAAAGUGAAUCCUUGCACCUUUGAUAAAACUUAAACAGAGUUUCGCAAGUUCAACACAACAAAUACAGCAGCAGUAAAAAAAAGAUUCCCGUUAGUGCAUGACGAAUGCAAAAGAAGCAACGUCAACAACAAUAGCAACAGUAGCAGUGGAUCAAGGCAACAAAGCAACUUGACUUGCAAUGAGAUGCAAACUCGACGUCGUCAUCAACAAACGGACCAGGAAUACACCAGCAAUUACAGUGUCCCCCACCCUCCAUUGGAGCAGCAGCAGCAACAUCCGCAGCAGCAUCAGACGUUAAUUCAACCGGGGCAACAGCAAUUGUUGUACGUAGCCCAACAGCAGCCGACGUUUGAGGCUGCUAUUAAUAUUGGGGUAGAGCAGUCGGUUGCAGACGCGGACGACAAGUACGACAAAGCGGCCCGCCAGUGGAAUCUGUUCAGUGGAAUCUCGUCACGAUCUGGACAGGCGCUGCGCACAUUCAUCCAGCAGCCACUGAGCGCCGCUGCGGCCGUCGUAACCGGCAAUCAUCCAACACAAGCCCAAGGCUCCGACAAUAAUAACAGCAACUACGAGAAGAGCAUCUACAAUUUUGGGGCAUCGCAAAAGCAGUCGGAACGCGAGGAUCUUGACUUGGAACCGGAGCAAGAAGUUUUCAUAAUGGCAGCACGAGAUCGCACAGGCGAAUUUGCCAAUGCGAUACGUUCGCUUCAGUCACGGAACAUCACACGGGCGGUGAACAUACGUGAUCCCCGCAAGGCCAAACAGGUGCAGAGCUAUUCCGAGUUUAUGAUGGUUGCCCGUUUCAUUGGCAAGAACAUUGCCAGCACAUAUGCCAAGCUAGAGAAGCUGACCAUGUUGGCCAAAAAGAAGAGUCUAUUUGACGAUAGACCCCAGGAGAUACAGGAGCUGACGUAUAUCAUAAAGGGCGAUUUGAAUGCAUUGAACCAACAGAUUGCACGACUGCAGGACAUCUCCAAGGAUCAGCGUCGCACCACAAAUGGCAAGCAUUUGGUAUCACAUUCCUCCAAUAUGGUGCUGGCACUCCAAUCCAAGCUGGCCAGCAUGAGCACGGACUUUAAGCAGAUUCUCGAAGUGCGCACCGAAAAUCUCAAGCACCAGAAGACACGACGCGACCAUUUCAGCCAAGGACCCGGCCCCCUGGCCGCGCACACUGUUUCACCAUCGACGGCCAAACAAGGCUCAUUGCUGCUUAGCGAGGAGAACCAGGCGGUCAGCAUAGACAUGGCUGGCAGUGAUACAGCGCCGCUGCUUCAACAACAACAUCAACAACAACAACAGCAAUUGGCCAUUUACGACGAGUCAGACACGUAUGUGCAACAACGUGCCGAGACUAUGCAAAACAUUGAGUCAACAAUUGUGGAGCUGGGCGGAAUAUUCCAGCAGCUGGCGCAUAUGGUCAAGGAGCAGGAGGAGAUCGUUGAACGCAUCGAUACGAAUGUGGCGGAUGCCGAGUUGAAUAUUGAGGCGGCGCAUGGCGAGAUUCUCAAAUACUUUCAAUCAGUUUCAAAGAACCGUUGGCUCAUGAUUAAGAUUUUCGGUGUUUUGAUAUUCUUCUUUCUGUUCUUUGUUGUUUUUAUGUCAUAAUUAAUGCUAAAUACUCCCAUGCCCGCCCCAAUUUUCACAUCUCCACAGUCCCGCCACGCACUAUUCAAUUAUAAAUUAUUGUGAAUACAUUGCUAAAAUACAUAUAUAUAUAUUUUUAUGGAAAUGGAGUUUGAAUUGUACAAAAUCAAAUCCAAACCAAAUCCGAAACGAGUAACAAAUUGUAAAAUAAACAAAUUAUCAAAACUUAGUAA